Messenger RNA from Tripterygium wilfordii, 1718 nucleotides. RefSeq names its product serine/threonine-protein phosphatase 5. The coding region runs from base 129 to 1061 and encodes 310 amino acids. The transcript has 8 exons. Gene Ontology annotation, molecular function: Hsp90 protein binding. The record is from RefSeq and is a predicted model, not a curated record. NCBI's taxonomy places the organism in Eukaryota, Viridiplantae, Streptophyta, Magnoliopsida, Celastrales, Celastraceae.
ACGGAGAACAAAGAACCAAAACCGCCCGCUUUGGUGCGAAGAAGAGUGGAGGAUUCUGGAGCAACCUCGAAACGAGACUCUCUUGUGCAAACCCUAGCAGCAGCUGCAACCACAGCCCUCUGACAACGAUGGCGGAAGCAGUGGCAAGAUCAAGCGCGGCAACUGGUGGUGGGGAGGAGGUAUCGUUGAAAGAUAAAGGGAAUGAAUUCUUCAAGGCCGGAAACUACCUCAAAGCCGCCGCUCUCUAUACUCAAGCUAUCAAACUUGACCCUUCCAAUCCAUCUCUUUAUAGCAACAGAGCUGCAGCAUUUCUACAGUUGGUAAAGCUUAAUAAGGCACUUGCUGAUUCCGAGACAACAAUUGCAUUGAAUCCCCAGUGGGAAAAGGGAUACUUUAGAAAAGGAUGCAUAUUAGAGGCCAUGGAAAGAUAUGAUGAUGCGUUGGCUGCUUUCCAAACUGCUUUACAAUACAACUCACAGAGUGCAGAAGUGUCGAGAAAGAUUAAGCGGAUUUCACAGUUGGCGAAAGAUAAAAAACGAGCCCAGGAAGUGGAAAACAUGAGGUCAAAUGUUGACAUGGCAAAGCACUUGGAUACUUUGAGAUCUGAAUUGUCUGAAAAACUUGGAUCUGAAGAGAGCUUGAAAGAGAUGUUUUCUUUCCUUGUUGAGACAAUGGAAAUGGCUGUAAAAUCAUGGCAUGAAAAUGCUAAAGUAGAUCCCAGAGUUUAUUUUCUUCUUGACAAGGAAAAGACGCAAAUUGAUAAAUAUGCUCCAGUUGUCAAUAUUGAUAAGGCAUUUGAAUCACCCCACACACAUGGCAGUUGUUUUUCGUUUCUUAGGCAGUAUGCCGAAGAAUCUUUCUCCAAAGCCGCUUGUUUAGUGACACCUAAAAGUAUUAUAUCUUACCCACAGGUAAUCCUUAACUUCUCAUAUGUAUAUGUGUUUAUUUUAUUUUAUUUUGAUUGUUCAAUGGAGAAUAGGGUCUUCAAUUCUCUGUCCUCAAGGACUGGGUGCACAGUUAAAAUCACUCUUUUAGGUAAAAAAGAGUCUACUGAAUACUGAAUAGAUUGCCGAAGCCUGUUAGAGGUCUGACUGUGAUGUUGGUUUAAAGUUCUCCCAGAAGCUUGAGCUCUAAAGCUCAUGUCCAACUAGGGGAUAACUAUUGUGCAUAAUGAAAAGAGAGGGCCGUAUAUGAUGUGCCAAUGUUUGUAUUUGUAUCGAGAAAGUAAGAUUAUUUUGAUUUAUGAUUGCAGGAUCCUGAAUGACCAAAAAAUUUCUAAAAUUUUCUUCUAAGCCUUGUAUUUCUGUGUGGAGUUAGUUAUACUUUCUAAGAUCUUUGGUUUCAUAAUGUUGCAGAUUUUCUUGUUAAGGCAAAUAGGCAGCUUAGAGCAGCCAAUUGAAUUUCUCUGAAAUUCAGAUAACUUUGGAGCUUGGUCUAGUUCACUAGUGACUUGCAUGGACUUUACCUUUUCAUGGUCAACAUUGAAGACCCCAGCCUGAAAUUAUUAUUUAGGAUAACGGCAUAACACAUCUUGCAACUUGUGUAGUAUUUAUCAAUUGAAAUAUUGAAUGGAAGAAAAUGUUGAAAGAAAAAGGAGUGUUCAACUUAAUGUAACACAAAAUUGUCAGGAGAUUAUGGGACCUAGCUACCUAUCCUGAACUGUGGUAUCUAUGAACAAGCUGCAUAGAAGAGAUCUGAUAAUCAAAAACCUCCUGUCU